CGUGUGUAUAACUGGUUGAGUGAUAACGAGUUAAACUCUGUUAUCAAGUAUCAACUAACAAAUUGAAAUUUGAAAUAGAAAGUAAAUACUAAACUAAUUUAAUUAUCCAGUUCUUUAAUUCCGAACGACAUUUUGGUGAAUAUAUGUUAUAUAGGGACACUCGUAUUUUAUUAGAAAAUUAAUCGAAGGAUUUCCAGUAAUGGCGCCCCAAAAAGGUAAAACUGGCACUAAAGGCCAAAAACAAAUAUUAGAAGAGAAUGAGGCCACAUUGAAGUUUUAUAGAAAUAUGAUUGGAGCAGUUAGCGCUAUAUACAUCAUAGUUCAAUUGGCUUUUGGAAAUGUUUUUUCUCUUACAAACAUUUUUUUAUAUACUCUUGUUAUAGCAUCACACGGUGGUAGCUAUAAAUUUAUGGCAUAUAUGUCAGUAGCUAAAUUUACUGAAAAUGGGCAGUUACUAGAUGCUGGUACAGAUCUCAACAUGGAAGGGGGUUUAGCUGAGUAUACAAAGGAUUUGAUUAUAUUAACAUCAGGUUGCCAAUUAUUAUCACUUAUUUCUAAUUACUUUUGGUUUCUGUGGCUCCUAGCACCUGGUCAAGCAUUCUGGAUACUAUGGAAAAACUUUUUAGGACCCUAUUUUAUGCAAAAAGCACCAGAAGAUAAUUCACCAGAAAUAAACGAGAAAAAACAAAAGAAAUUGGAAAGAAGAAAAAAACGACAGCAAAAUGUACGGUUUUAAUGAUUUUGAUUGAUAAAUCGAGCUUAAUUAUUAUUUUUUUAAUUUAAAUUAUAUUUUUGUUAUAACUUUGAAAAUUUUUUUUUUGUAUGCAUUUAUAUAUAUAUAUAUAUAUACAUACACUAUACUUAAUAUUAUAUUUUACAUUUGUAUUUAUGAAUUGUAAUUCAGUUUGUGUAAUUUUAAAUACUAUAUUCAUAUUUGUAAUUAUUAACUCUGUAGUCAAUUAUUACGCUUUUAAAGAAUAUACUAAAAUAUAUUGUGUAUUGAUAA
Messenger RNA from Rhopalosiphum padi (bird cherry-oat aphid), 1006 nucleotides. RefSeq names its product transmembrane protein 208. Gene Ontology annotation, biological process: vacuolar protein processing. The record is from RefSeq and is a predicted model, not a curated record. Lineage: Eukaryota; Metazoa; Arthropoda; Insecta; Hemiptera; Aphididae. Gene Ontology annotation, cellular component: intracellular membrane-bounded organelle.